GGGAGGGUCGUCGCCGUCGCCUGGGGGGCGAGCGGAGCCCCGAUCCGCAAAAGCCGCCGGAGGAGCCCUUGCGCAAAGCGCCGGUUGCGCGCCAGCCCGUCGUCGAAGGGGAGGCGGGCGCGAUCCGGUCGCCUGCCUCCCUCCCUCCCUCCGCAGCCGGCGGGGGAGAGGAGGAGGAGGAGAAGGAGGAGGAUGGAAAUUCCUUUCUACCAUGACGACGUGUUGAUCGCCUUGGCGGCCUCGUCGGCGGCGGCCCUUUCUCCCUCGGCGGCGCGCCCCGGCGGCGGCGGCGGCGCCUUCCCCGACGGCUCCAGCAUGAUGAAGAAAGACGGGCUCUCCCUGGCGCUCGACCCGGGCGCGGCCGGGAAGACGCACGGCGGGGGCGGCCCCCACCCGCAGCAGCAGCCCCCCAGCGGCGCCCCCGACGGCGCGGCGCUGCUCAGCUCGCCGGAUCUGGGCCUGCUCAAGCUGGCGUCUCCCGAGCUGGAGCGCCUGAUCAUCCAGUCCAACGGCUUGGUGACCACCACGCCGACCAGCGGCGGCGCCCAGUUCCACUUCCCCAAAGGCGGCGGCGGCGGCGGCGGAGGAGGAGGAGGCGGCGCCCCCGACGAGCAGGAGUUCGCCGCCGGCUUCGUGAAGGCGCUGGAGGACCUGCACAACCAGAACCAGCUGGGCGGCGGCGGCGGCGGGGGUCCCGUCGGGGGCGAGCUGCCCUCGGCCGCCAGCCUGGCCCCGGCCUCGCAGCAGCACGGCCCGCAGGAGCCCCCCAUCUACGCCAACCUCAGCCCCUUCGCCGGCGCGGCCGGGGGCUACCCGGCGGACGGGAGCCCCUUCCAGGCGCACUCUCGCCUGCCCCCUCCGCCGCCCGCGCCGCUGAAGGACGAGCCGCAGACGGUGCCCGAGGUGGCCAGCUUCGGCGACAGCCCCCCCUUGUCGCCCAUCGACAUGGACACGCAGGAGCGCAUCAAGGCGGAGCGCAAGCGGCUGCGCAACCGCAUCGCCGCCUCCAAGUGCCGGCGGCGGAAGCUGGAGCGCAUCUCGCGCCUGGAGGAGAAGGUGAAGAGCCUCAAGAGCCAGAACACGGAGCUGGCCUCGACGGCCAACCUGCUCCGCGAGCAGGUGGCGCAGCUCAAGCAGAAGGUGCUCAGCCACGUCAACAGCGGCUGCCAGCUCCUGCCCCAGGCGGCCGCCCAGCAGCCGCACCAGGUGCCGGCCUACUGAGCGCCUCGACGGGGCGCACCGCCAGCCGGGACAGGCGCAGGAGGAGGG
Podarcis raffonei (Aeolian wall lizard) is the source of this 1269-nucleotide messenger RNA. It is a transcript of the gene JUND, whose product is annotated as JunD proto-oncogene, AP-1 transcription factor subunit. The record is from RefSeq and is a predicted model, not a curated record. Gene Ontology annotation, molecular function: RNA polymerase II cis-regulatory region sequence-specific DNA binding; transcription factor binding; DNA-binding transcription factor activity, RNA polymerase II-specific. Lineage: Eukaryota; Metazoa; Chordata; Lepidosauria; Squamata; Lacertidae. Gene Ontology annotation, biological process: regulation of cell cycle; regulation of transcription by RNA polymerase II; regulation of cell population proliferation. Gene Ontology annotation, cellular component: transcription regulator complex. Bases 193 to 1221 code for a protein of 342 amino acids. The transcript has a single exon.